UUAAUUCCUGUGAGCCCAUAUGUGUCACUGAUUUUUCUUUCUUUCCUUGUGUUUUUAAAUACAUUUUGAUCACAUAGAUCAUACCUUGGGGGUUAUUUGGUCUAUUUUCUGCAUGGUGAAGUAGUGGGUGACUCUGGGCUUUAGGCAACUGAAGAGUAGAAGUCUGUGAGUAGAGGAAAGUGAGUCUGAGGACAGAAUCUCAAGGUGGAGCAGAUGGGGCUGGGCUCUCCAAGCAAUAUAGGUCAUUGUCCUGGGGUGUCACCACAGGCCAGCAGGGAGCUGAGUUCCAUAGUUGAAGCUGAAACCAGGCUCAGGAACUCAUGGCCCUGCCCCUGAAUGGUGGGGUUAGCCAUACCUCUGCAUACCCCAUGCAGCCCUCAGCCCUGUGUGUCUUCCUCAACUGACUACUUCCUGCACAAGCAGGUGUGAGAGUGAAGGAAAGGGAGGAAGGGCCCUGUACAGCCAAUGGCGAUAAUCACAUAUCCCACGAGAGAGGAAAAUACCAAAAAUGUGAACCUAAGAGGUCAACUUAAAAGAGCCUGAGGAGACAACUGGGCUUCCAAAGUCUGAAGUCCCAGAAAUGUCACUUUCAUGCAUACAUCCAUCCAUCUGUCCAUCCCUCCCUUGCUCCCUCUAUCCACUCAUCCAUCCAUCCAUCCAUCUCUCACCCAUUUGUCCAUCCACCCACUCAUCCGUCAUCCCACCCACAUGCUUAGAGGUGACUCCAACCUGUGGAGACCUAAGGGGUCUCAUCAAUCCCUGGCUAAUGUGCAAGGGUGGCUCCAACCCCCAGGAGAAGGGACCAAGUAAAGUAGAACAAAUUCUGGCCUAAAAGUCCAGAGCCCUGGGUUCUCUUCUUAGCUCUCCCAUUAGCUAGCCAUGUGAAUCAGGUUAUAUGAUUUGACUGUCCAAGACCUCAGAAUUUUCCUCACCUGUAAAAUGGAGACAGUUGCACCAAAAGGUGUGUGUGUGGGGGGGGUGCUUUCCAGUACUAACAUUCCGUGGCCAAUCCUUUGGUCCCUGAUGUCACAAUAGGGAGCUGGUUCAUAAUUGGCCCAUAGCCUCCUCCAGCUCUGCUAUUCUCUUGAUCAUGGGAACAAGAUGGACUCACCCUGGACCUUCCCUUCUUGUGCUUCUCUGUUAUGGGCAGCUCUUGCUAUUGCUCAAGACUGUGGGUGAUCUGGGUUUAAAUGAAUUGUACAAUGAAACUGAGGCAAAGCUGUUUCUGCAGUUUUAUGAGCAAACAGCCCAGGUUGUGUUGAACCAGUUCAUGGAGACCACUUGGAACUAUGUCACCAACAUCACCAAGCCAAAUCAGGAGAAAAUGCUGCAGAAGGAGGUGGAGAGGACCCAGUUCAUGACAUACUUUGGCACCCGGGCCCGCCUGUUUAAGAUCACCCAAUUCCAGGACCCGGCUGUGAAGCGCAUGCUGAGUAAGCUGCAGGACAUAGACAAGGCGGCCUUGCCCAAGGACGAACUCCAGGAGUACAACAAGCUUCUGGCCUACAUGGAGACGACGUACAGUAUGGGCCAGGUGUGUCUGGAUGAAGGGCCUUGCAUGACCCUGGAGCCUGACCUUGAAGAGAUCAUGGCCACCUCCAGGGACCGGAAGGAGCUGCUGUGGGCCUGGCAGGGCUGGCGAGAUGCUGUAGGUCGCCAGCUGCGCCCCAUUUUCGGGCGCUAUGUGCAGCUCAGCAACAAGGCUGCGCGGCUCAAUGGCUACAAAGACAUGGGGGCUUUGUGGCGCUCCAAGUAUGAGUCUGACACCUUGGAGCAAGACUUGGAGCAGCUCUACCAGGAGCUACAACCACUCUACCUGAACCUGCAUGCCUAUGUGCGCCGUGCCUUGUACCGCUACUAUGGGUCAGAGGUCAUCAACACACGGGGACCCAUCCCUGCCCACCUCCUGGGAAACAUGUGGGCUCAGUCCUGGGUCAACAUCCUAGACCUGGUCCUGCCCUAUCCUCAGACGCCUCCAGAGGAUGUCACGAAGAUCAUGAAAGGCCAGCACUGGAAGCCUGAGAAAAUGUUUGCAGAAGCAGACAUGUUCUUUACCUCCUUGGGGCUGCUAGCUGCCCCACCUGAUUUCUGGAAAAAAUCUAUGCUGGAGAGGCCAACUGAUGGGCGGGAAGUGGAAUGCCAUGCCUCUGCCUGGGACUUCUACAAGGGCAAUGAUUUCAGGAUAAAGAAGUGCACCGAGGUGACCAUAGAAGACCUGCUCUCCAUCUUCCACCAGAUGGGCCAUAUCCAGUACUUCCUGCAGUACCAGAACCUCUCUAUACUCUUCCGCACAGGCGCCAACCCAGCCUUUGAAGAGGCCGUGGGGUCGAUGAUCACCCUCUCGGCCUCCUCCCAUAAGCACCUGCUCAACAGAGGCCUGCUCAGCCUCCAGCACCAGAAUUCAGAGGAGGAGGUCAACUUCCUGAUGGGCAUUGCCCUGGAGAAGAUUGCCCUCAUCCCCUUCAGCUACCUGGUGGACUUAUAUCGCUGGAAGGUCUUCGAUGGCACCAUCCAGAAGAACAUCUACAACCAGGAGUGGUGGAAGCUCAGGUUGACGUACCAGGGCCUGUGCCCCCCCACUCCACGGUCAGAAGAAGACUUUGACCCAGGUUCCAAGUUCCAUGUUUCUGCCAGUGUGCCCUACAUACGGUACUUCAUCAGCCUAGUGCUCCAGUUCCAGUUCCACGAAGCGCUGUGCAAGGCCUCAGGCCAUGUGGGCCCCCUGCACCGGUGUAACAUCUAUAACUCCAAGAUGGCUGGGAAGAUCCUGGGGGAUGUCCUGAAGGUAGGCUCCAGCAGGCCCUGGCCAGAGGUCCUAAAGGAGCUGACUGGGAAGUCCAAGGUGUCUUCAGAGGCCUUCAUGAACUACUUCAAGCCACUGUUGAACUGGCUGGUGACUGAGAACGUGCAGCAUGGGGAAAUCCUGGGCUGGCCAGACUACAGCUGUUCUUUUGAAGGAAGAGGUGCAAACAAAGUGGUCUUCCUGGGUAUGGAAGUGGACCUUAAGGGGUUCAAGCCUGCACUAUGGAUACUGCUGGUCCUGGGCCUUUUAUUGCUUCUGAUAGUACUGUUGCUAGCCUGCAGGCUGUACUACCUGGAAAAACAGUCAGUGGCAGUCAAAAAGGUGCCCAAAACCACCCAGGCUACCCGAAGACAGUGGUUUCUGGUGGGUCUGUGUUUCAUCAUGAUGCCAUGUGUCAUCAGUCUGAUCAUUUGGAGCCUCAUACAGCACAAGAAGUCUUCACGGCUCAGAGAUGAAUGGUGGAGCUGGGACUAGCCAUCACUGAGAUUGCCAGCCUGCCGGGGCAAGCCAGGACACCUCUAUCCCCCAGGAGGCCACACUUGCAACCCUCUCAUUCCCCAGCCACAGUGGCCAACGAAGCCCCCACAAGGCAUUGUGGCUCCAUGUGGCAAAGGCACACCCAGCCCAGGACUCUAAGCCUCUCACCUGGACUCCAGCAAAAGCUUCACUGAGCCUCUGUGGCUAUCCUCCCUUCCCCACCCAUCACUGUAGAGUUUAUUUUGCUAGAAUUAUUUCCUCCAAAUGUCUUCAAACUCUCUUCUAAAUGUCCAACUGCUUAAGAACUUGGUUGUUCAUUGAUUAAAUCUAGCUAUUCAAAAGCGCAUUGAGGGUCUUUGUCAAUUACCCUUUUUUCAACAUUUUUACCUUUCCCACCAUCCAGCUCAAUCCCUCUGCACUGACAUUACCCUUGACCUUUGCCUGAAGUGCACACUCCAUUUUGAAUGCUUGAUCUCCAAGGCUUGGUUCAUGAGACCCUCUGAAAAGCUCUAAGCCCACCAAGAUGCCUAAUGAACAGUGGUCUCCUUCUCCCUCCUCUCCAAGAAGCCUCUUUCAAUAAACUCAACUUUUGUUUCUUCUAGGGUGUUCAUUUUCAAUCAGUACUCAGACACUUGUAUCAGUAGUCACUUGCUAAUAGGUGGUGGUUUUAAAUCUGU
Messenger RNA from Castor canadensis (American beaver), 3957 nucleotides. NCBI's taxonomy places the organism in Eukaryota, Metazoa, Chordata, Mammalia, Rodentia, Castoridae. The record is from RefSeq and is a predicted model, not a curated record.